This is a messenger RNA of Mycetomoellerius zeteki, 5778 nucleotides long. It is a transcript of the gene rod, whose product is annotated as kinetochore component rough deal. Gene Ontology annotation, cellular component: kinetochore microtubule; cytoplasm; RZZ complex. The transcript is spliced from 27 exons. The coding region runs from base 381 to 5744 and encodes 1787 amino acids. Lineage: Eukaryota; Metazoa; Arthropoda; Insecta; Hymenoptera; Formicidae. Gene Ontology annotation, biological process: protein localization to kinetochore involved in kinetochore assembly; mitotic spindle assembly checkpoint signaling; mitotic sister chromatid segregation. The record is from RefSeq and is a predicted model, not a curated record. Gene Ontology annotation, molecular function: small GTPase binding.
CCGGCUUCAACUGUGCAUUGCAUCUCUAUACUGAUAGUCUCUUCAUUCGUCUGGACGCGUGUCCAUGCGGCGCGGAAGCGUCGUAGUCGCAGACACCCAGUGUUUGAGGGGACGUCUAGCCAUUUCCAUUCUUAUUGCAUCUUUUUUUAUUCUACUUGCCCGGUUCGAGGUGGCCGGUGCAUUGCAUUCCGAUUUUAAGACAUUCGAUUACUCAUAUUGACGUGAUCUGGCCGUAUCGUCCUCCUAUUACCUACUUGGAGACGAGAGCCAAUAAACAAAGAAGAAAAGUUUCGAAGCAUUUGUAGCGAGACUUUGAUCACAGUCUCAGAAUCUUAAGAAAGUUAGAGGGGAGAAGAAGAACCGAAGAAGAAUCUUAGAAAAUGGCUUCGUGGAGUAGCGUACAGUCGGGCUUUAACGUCGAUGAUGAGACUAUUAAUUUUGGAACACGGAUAAUCGCAGAAAACAAUUCUCUGUACGAGGCAUGCACCGUGGCAACGAUUCAAUCGCUUGAAAAGGUGGACCAACAACCAAAUGUCAUAGCAUCUAUUCAAUAUUCCAAGAUUUGUGUAGCAAUUGACAAGUCCAUUACAAUCUUUAAAGAUGAAACAUGCGAUGAAAUAUUAUGUAACAUUAGCUUUCCCUCCAUGAUAGCCAGUUACUGCAUUUCCAAGGACGAAGGUAUUACUACUAACAAUGAGACCGGUAUUACCGACACGUUUAGAAUAAAAACGAUAUUGGAAAGUAUUCCCGAAAUGCGUUUAGCUAGAUUAUUAAAGAAGAGACAAUUUGAUGCAGCUGAAGCUUUUGCAAGAAAAUCAAAUCUUUCAAUGGAACCUAUUUAUUGUUCUAAAGCAGCAUUAAUCAUAGAACAGCUUAGUCCGUGGGCAAAAUCUACUCUUAAUUCGGUCAACGUAGAUACAUUAAUAAAUAUUCUAAAUAAAAUACAAAGUGUGCAAUAUGUGAUUGAAUGUUGCAGUAAAGCCCUCAUUUCUGAUUAUACACAAAUGAGACGUAUAUAUUUAUAUGCUCGACAAAAAAUAAUGCAAAAUAUUAAGAUAAAAAAUAUAGAUGAUUCGUUGAACACCAAUCUAUCUAUAAUAAACGAUGCUUUAUACAGACUUGAGACUUUCCACAUGAUUCAAGAUAUCGAAGUAGAUACGCUAUUAAAUGAUGACGCAAGUAUGAAAGAAUGGAUACGAUUUUCACAAGCAAAUUUAUUGGAAGAGUGUACUACUCGUUUAAAUAUGGGUCAACUUAAAUCUGCUACGUUAAUUUGGACGAGACACCUUCCUGAUUUUGUAGAACAUAUAUCUAUGCAAAUUGUACAAAAUAUUUUUACAAUUUUACCUGAAGAUGUGGAUCCGUUAUGUUUGUGGCCUUGGCUUAUUCAUUUUAUACCAACAUUAUUGUCCUUAUUGCCUGAUGCAAUAAAUGAGAUUAUCUCUUGGAGUUUAAAAAAAUUGAAAUAUCUUGAGAUAUCUCACCAUACGGUAUGGCCAGAAAUCGGCAUAGAAUUUGCUACAAAAUUUAUAAAAUUGCUUAAAUUCGAAGACAAUCAAUUGGUACACUUUCAUCAAGAAUACAGAUAUCAGAACUCUUUAUUGAAACAGUUUAUGGUCCUGUUUCAAGCUUUAGCCGAUAUUCAACAACUGAAGAUUGUUCACAGAUUGAGAGUACCUCUUGACAUAUAUAUUGAUUCACCUGUAGAAGCGAUUUAUAUGUUGUUGGAUAAGAUACAUCUUGACCAAAUAUUGAAUUUUGCAAAUACGUUCCUAAAGCAAUAUAUAUUUAAUAAUAAUUUACAAAACGAUACUGUUUUUUGUAUGUAUAUUCAGAAAACUAUAAAAAAUUCGUAUAGUUGGUGGUUUAAUGAAGAAGCUGCAUGGGAGAAAAGAGUUACUAUUAUAAUAAGCCUUAUACACAAUAUAGAGAAACGACUGGAACAAACUCUAGUAGUUUUAAGAAAAGCUCCAGUGCCUUGGAGUUCAAUUAUAGCUACCUUAGCAGAAACAAGCAUUAAUUAUGACCAUAAUUUAUCUUUUAAAAUUAAAACUGAACGCGAUUACGUUCCAACAAAACUUAUCUUAAAGAAAUAUGGAUAUGCGACAAUUGGUGUAAAUAAUAGAUUGAUGUCACGCAUAAUAAAAGAAAAUUGCGAUUCUAUGAUUAACGAUGUAGAUGUGCUAACUAAAGACGAUCAACAAUUAAGACAAGAUGCGUUUUGUCGGUGCAUAAACGUUCGAUUAAAUGAAAAGAAUCUCCAGAAAGCAAUGGAUGUAUUACAUUAUUUGGAAAAUGAUACUGCCAGUCUUUUAUAUUGUUGUGAAGGAAUUAUUCAUUAUAUUAGUGCAGCUUUCUCUUUUCAAAAUGCAACGACAUCCUUGAUUUAUCACAUGGAAAUAUUGGGUUGUUUAGAGUUCAAAAUAUGUAACUUGUUAACGCAAUCAAAUGUUUGUCCUUAUCGUUGCAACAACAUUAUCAAAAUGAUAAAAGAUUUAAAAUCAUUGUACGCACUGAAGAAAUAUUAUGAGAUUGAUAUUUCUUUGAAAGAUUAUCAUAUGCAGAAAUCAUUUGUGUUGCAAAACUAUAUCUCGAAAUCACUUUCAAAUAUUACGGAGAAUGAUUUGUCAGUAAUGUACAAAACGGUUAUUAAAAUUGCCGAGUUGCUGGGAUUAGAAAAGUCAUAUGCCACUUUAUCCGUGUUAGAACAGAUGAAAAACUUAACGAAUUUAUAUGGACUAGAACAUCUUGUUGAUGAUGAUAAUGAUUUAAAUAUAACGUCCAAAAGAUUUAAGAAUAUACAUAAGACAUGCUUAUCGAUAUUACAACAUUCUGCUGUAGACACCAAUGCUGUAAAAAUUGUCAAAAGUUUAAGUAUAUCGAUGUUAAAUACUUGUCAAGACAGUGAUUUACAGUCUGCACUAAUGGUUUACACUUGUGUCACUGCAUGUCCAAAUUUUUCUAUUCAAGAUUGUUUUGAUUCAAAACAGAAACUCGUACCACAAUCUAAUUGGAAGCUAUAUACAAUUUAUAAGGAUCAAGCAAUAUCUUUGGAUGAAAAGUUGUGGUUUCUAUUUAAAGAUGCAAUGUCUUUGCACUUAUAUUAUUCAAACCAAAUCAGUAUUAAUGAAAUUACAAAUUGCGAUGAACAGAUGAAUCAACUGUUAACUAGUUUCUUGGAAAAUAUAAGAAAAAUACAACCUCAACACAACGAUUAUUCUUUACUGCAAAUUUUCAAAACAUUUUAUUUCAUGUACUAUAGCACAUCUGUAAGAAAUGAAGAGAGAUUAACUGAAAUGAAAUGUAUAUUAUCACAGCUUCUAAUAAAUUUAUUGAGAAAGUUGUGCACUGGACGAUCGUUCGAUUUGCAGUUGGGACUGUCGGCUCUCUUUAUGUUAUCUGAACAAGAAGCGUGCAGUUGGCUUUCCACAGUUUCCGCAUCAUUUCAGGCCGACCAUAUUCGGCAUUGUACAAUUUCAACUUUGGGAUAUGAAUAUUCGUGCUUGGGGCAAAAUCGAUCAUUGAUACAGACGUUUGAGAGUUACAAGUUACUGCAUAUUUGGGCACAACGACUGUCACAUUACUCAAUAAAUUCUAAAGAAGUUUUAACAAAUAGUGCUUCGAGCAAAAGAGAAAUUUUACAACAGAUCAUAAACAGUAAUAAAGAGAAUAUGAUUCCCUUACUAAAGGAUUACUGUUGUAGCUUUGGAUUUAAUUUCAAUGAUUGUCUUUUGCUUUAUUUACAAGUAUUAUUAAAAACGUGGAAUCCAACGAUAACCAUUUCGAAUACAAUAAAUAAAGAGUUACUUAUCUGUAAAGAGGAAGUCGAUGAAUUAAGAAAGAAAUGUAAUGCAGUUGUUGCGCAAAUAGAAGAUAUAUCUAUGUUGAAGCAAUGUAUGUCUACAUUAUGGCAACACAUCUCGUUUUAUCAUUAUGAAGUAUUCAUUAUAUUAAUGGAUCUUAUGGGAGAUAAAGAUAUAGAAAAGAGGAAUUAUCUCUGCUUUUUGCAAAAUUACAUUCGGAGUGGGCCUCCUACACCAAUGGAGCACGAUGAAUGGGUACAGCUUAAUCCUGGACAUAGUACGUUGCCGCCGAUAGCACAAUGGAGACUUCCAUUCUUGCUUAAAGUCGAUAUUUGGAAAAUUAUUACUCCUGAAUUAAAUUUAAAAACAUAUGAUAAAUGGCUUGACAUUGCACCCGUACUUAAUUUAGAAGCACAUCUCAUAUGCUCAUUAGCUAUUAAGGGAGAAGUGGCAAAAGUAUGGGCAAAUAAUUCUAUUCAAUCGAAAAAUACUACAUGGUCGCUUUAUUCAAUAAACACCACAUUGCUGAAAGAUAGCAAGAAAUGUAUACAACGGCUGACAGACUCAGAUGGGUUUUAUUAUGGUACUGCAGCAUUGUAUCAUAUUGUAAAUUAUACACCUCCGGGUGCUGAUCGCGUCGCUGCCGCGAAAGAAUGUUACGAGUAUGCUCAGCUAGCGGCACAAAAUUCUACUAAGUUCAAAGAAGGAAAGGAAUUAGAAAAAAUUAAAUCCAAAUAUUUAACAUUUACGUCUGAGCAUAUUCUACGUAUGUACGGAUUGGAGAAGGAUGAGUAUCUUGCUCUAAUCGAUCAUCCGGGCAAGCUAAUGUACGCGUUGUAUAAUGACAAAAGUAUACCAUUACGAUAUCGAACCGCAACCAAAUAUAGACCCGACAUUAACGCUGCCGUUAAUGAGUUGGGUAAAUUGUUCUCGUUGAAUAUAAUAAAAUUGCGCAUGGAUUUAUUGGAAGAAUGGCUACAAUCCAAUGCCAGAUACUAUACUGAAUUGUCUCAAAGCUUUACAGAGACGUUUCUAGCGCCAAAAGAACCUGAUCAGAAUACAGAUUGUGAAGAUAAUUUACUUAGGAUAUGUUACAUGCUGGAAUAUGGAGAUAUGGAUUUGUUUGCACAAUUUCUUAUAAACAUAGGCUUCGGCAAUCGUCACGGCAAUACUGAAUAUAGUUGUAACGUACGAUAUCGAGUAUUUCAGAUACUGCAGACUGUCGUAGAUACUUCUACGUUGGAGGAAUUGACCAAGCAAGAUAUAUGUACCUUUAGAAAAUAUAUGAAAUCGUUACAGUACAUCGGGAAAUUAGAAUCAUUAGGAUUAUGUUACAGUAUUGAUUCAUUUGAAACAUGUUGUAAACAGGAGCUUGUCCAGAUCUUAUGGAAAAGUCAGCGUCACUUACCCUAUGCUCUCUCUGUUAUAGCGCAGAUUUGCAUCGAGUUUGAAAUAAAUGAUAUCCUACUUUGGGAUGAUACUUUAACUCAGAUGACAAAAUUACGAAUGGUAAACGACUUAAAAAAAGUUUUAUUACAAUUACGAAAUAAAAAUGUCAUUGUGAAUUGUAAUGGUUAUAAAACGGGAUGGCAAUUGAUUAUCUCCGAACCGUUUAGCGAGAUGGACAGAAAUCCAAAUCUGGAGCAAAUUGAUAAUUGCAUAGAAGCGAUUUGUCUGCUAUAUUCGUGUCCUGUGGCAUACGAAUUAGACUUCAUCACAAUCGUAAGAAAUUGUUUCCAAAGUCAACAGGCGCACUUAGCUGCCGCACUUUUACCAUUUUUAAAUGACAUUGACAACAAGCUUGUUUUAGAGACUAUUAAUCAAAAGUGUCAAAUCGAAAAACUCAUAGAAGAUUUAAAUCAUUUGUCUUCAAAAGGAGUACUCACAAUUACACAUAGUCUCGCUAUGGUGCAAAAAUCUAAUCUAAAGGUCAAAGAAUGAAGAAAAAUUUUUUCUCUGUAUUAGAUCAGCUAGA